Monoraphidium neglectum is the source of this 855-nucleotide messenger RNA. Its product is annotated as 2-oxoisovalerate dehydrogenase E1 component, beta subunit. The coding region runs from base 1 to 855 and encodes 284 amino acids. Gene Ontology annotation, biological process: response to nutrient; branched-chain amino acid catabolic process. The transcript is spliced from 9 exons. NCBI's taxonomy places the organism in Eukaryota, Viridiplantae, Chlorophyta, Chlorophyceae, Sphaeropleales, Selenastraceae. Gene Ontology annotation, molecular function: catalytic activity. The record is from RefSeq and is a predicted model, not a curated record.
AUGGAAGCCGACGACACGGCAUGCGUGUUUGGUGAGGACAUCGCGUUCGGCGGGGUGUUCAGGGCGACAGUGGGGCUGCAGGAGCGCUUUGGGCAGGCGCGAGUCUUCAACACACCCCUCACGGAGCAGGGUAUUGUGGGGUUUGGCAUUGGCCUGGCAGCGUUGGGCACGACCGCCAUCGCAGAAAUCCAGUUUGCCGACUACAUCUACCCUGCCUUUGACCAGCUGGUCAACGAGGCGGCCAAGAUGAGGUACCGAAGUGGCGGGCUGUUUGACUGCGGCGGGCUCACAGUCCCUGGCCUGAAGGUCGUGAUGCCCUCCAGCCCCGCUGAGGCCAAGGGCCUCCUACUGGCCUGCAUUCGCGAGCCCGACCCAUGCGUUUUCUUUGAGCCCAAGAUGCUCUACCGCACGAUGGUGGAGGAGGUGCCUGCCGGCGAUUACGUCCUGCCCCUGGGGGUGGCACGCACCCUGGCGGAGGGCAGUGACGUCACACUGGUGGGGUGGGGCGCGCAGGUGCUGGUGCUGCAGCAGGCGGCCAGGGCAGCCGCGGCGCUGUCCCCCCCCGUGUCGUGUGAGGUGCUGGACCUGCGCACAAUCAUGCCAUGGGACGUCGGCGCUGUCACUCGCAGCGUCAACAAGACAGGUCGUCUGAUUGUGAGCCACGAGGCGCCGCUUACGGGGCACUUUGGGGCCGAGAUUGCUGCGCGUGUCGCGGAGCGCUGCUUCCUGCGGCUUGAGGCGCCUCCCAUGAGGGUGUGCGGGGCAGACACGCCCUUUCCCCUGGUUUAUGAGCCACUGUACCUGCCGGGUGUGGACCGGGUGCUGGAGGCCAUUCGGGCGAGCGUGUCCUAUUGA